Fundulus heteroclitus (mummichog) is the source of this 1118-nucleotide messenger RNA. RefSeq lists its product as uncharacterized. The record is from RefSeq and is a predicted model, not a curated record. The transcript has 7 exons. Bases 53 to 775 code for a protein of 240 amino acids. NCBI's taxonomy places the organism in Eukaryota, Metazoa, Chordata, Actinopteri, Cyprinodontiformes, Fundulidae.
UUGAGUCAUCUGUUUGCCUCAUCUUCUGUCUGUCUGCACAACACACAGCAACAUGCUGCCGCUGCUCCUCCACAGCCUCGCCUCUCUCUGCGUCCUCUCAGGGCCAUUUCCUGUUUCAGCGGUUGCCACAGACACGGUGGUGGGCGUAGCCGGACAGGUGGUGGAGUUGCCAUGUCGCUUGGAGGAGGCGAGUAAGAGUGGCGUGGACGUGUGUUGGGGGAGGGGGAAGCCGUCCCUGUUUACCUGCCACAACACCUUGAUCAACGCCGCUGGAGAUCAGGUGACCUACCGCCAAUCCCGCAGGUUCUCAGUUUCCUCCUCCACCUCAGCGCUUUCCAUCUCUGGGUCUCAGCUCUCAGACGCCGGUUUCUAUCACUGCAGGGUCCAGCUGCCCGGACUCUUCAACGACCAAACAUCCACUGUCCACCUCAUCAUCAUCAGAUCUCAUUCUGUUAUCUCUGAACAUCUGGGUCCUGAUGACGUGGAGGAGUUCACCAGUCCAGACAUGAACACAGAUUUCACCCCAGAGCAAAGAGGAAGUGAUGUCACAGGAGGUGGUGGCACAGAGCCGAUGGUCGCUCUGGUUCAGUCUCACCUCCAGGAGGAACCAGUGAACUCUCUGCAGACCUUCAUUGGAAGCACCCUGAGGCUGGCCUUCAUCGUCUUCAUCCCUGCGGUGCUGCUGGCUGCCGCUCACAGAGUUUGGAGAUCUGAGCGGAGAGCAGAGACAGACAGGUCGGACCAAUCAGAGGAGGAGCAGAGUGGCUGGGUGUGAAGAUGAGGACCAACCAUCAGAUCAACGUGAUUCCUGCUGACGGCUUUUUCUCCUACGCUGGUCAAGCUGCAUGAAGGCGACAUUCAGGUCCGACAUCAGACCUGAAUCCCAGUCAGGGUAGCACCUGGAGGAAAGUCAUUUUUCAUGUUCACGGUACAAUAAAUAUUAGCCUUCCAUUACAUUUGGAUCAAAGGAAAAUAUUAACACGAUUUAGAAGGAGGCUGAAAGGACAUCAGAAACUAAUCCUCAUCUUUUGAUCCAAUGUUUUGUACACUUUAUGUAAUCAGAUUUUAACAGAUUUUAUUGGAAUAUUUGGAUUAAAACAAAUUGAGUUUGGACUGGU